Molecule: messenger RNA, 1002 nt
Organism: Ananas comosus (pineapple)
Lineage: Eukaryota; Viridiplantae; Streptophyta; Magnoliopsida; Poales; Bromeliaceae
Exons: 2
Coding region: 14-964 (316 amino acids)
Source: RefSeq, a predicted model, not a curated record
CUCUCUCUCUCUCAUGGCCUCUUCAUCUCCGCCGUCGUCGGGCCGAGGAAGGCGACUCUCCGAGCUACUAGAGGAGCAGCAAGAGCCCUUCUUCUUAGACAUCUAUCUCAUAGAGAAUGGCUACUCAACCAAGCUCCUUGAGGCUCAAUCAACAACUAUAUGUUGGCCUAGCAUUAGUAGCACAACCAACAAGCUUCAGAGGCUAACAAGCAAUGGCUUCAAGAAGAGAAGAGGCAGCAGUUGGCUUGUGAGGACCAUCCUCUCCAAGAUCCUCCAUGCAAAGGCUGUUAAACGGGCACUGAAUUGGGACUAUAAACCUCCUGAGAUCGGAAGAAAAAGUGUUUCUGACUGUCUGUUCAAGAGUAAAAGGCAGAUCGCCCACGCUCGGCUCUCGUGUUCUGAUCGCGUCGACGCAGACGAAUUCGACGGCAAGGAGGUUAGAUGGGAGAGCAUUGAGAUGGAGGACUCAAACUCAAAGCAGCUCAGCCCUGUGUCUGUUUUUGAGUUGCAUUCUUAUGAGAGCUCCCCUCUCCAUGAUGGCCACUUGGUACGUACUUCAGGUAAAGAGGAAACGAUGCCAAACAAGGCUCUGGACAUCUUUAAAGAGCUUCUUGAGGCAGCAUACACUCCUGCAUUGAACCAGUUUGCUGAAUCCAAGGAGCUAGAAAACUCAAAAGUGGUUGUGGAGGAUGUACAUGUAACAGUUGAGGGUUCUGAUCAUGAGUGUUUGGGCCCUGGGGGGAUUGAAGAGUACUUCAAAAAGGAAGAGCUUGAGCUGGCCAUGAUAAGACACCUGAUACAGUGUGAGGUGUCACAGUGGGACAUGGAGUGGAGGGAUUUUCUAAAGGCCCAGGAGAGGGAGAGCAUUGGGAUUGAGAUUGAAGGUGCCAUAUUUGAGGAGAUGAGGGGGGAAGCAGUGUUUGACAUUCUUGGCUUAUUACAAUGUAAACUAGAAAGAUGUUAACUUUUGGUUAAUUGUAGCUAGCUAAUAUAAAGUUUCAU